Messenger RNA from Zophobas morio, 1008 nucleotides. Its product is annotated as mitochondrial basic amino acids transporter-like. Lineage: Eukaryota; Metazoa; Arthropoda; Insecta; Coleoptera; Tenebrionidae. The record is from RefSeq and is a predicted model, not a curated record. Gene Ontology annotation, cellular component: mitochondrion. Gene Ontology annotation, molecular function: tricarboxylate secondary active transmembrane transporter activity. The transcript has 9 exons. Gene Ontology annotation, biological process: alpha-ketoglutarate transport; mitochondrial citrate transmembrane transport. Bases 55 to 975 code for a protein of 306 amino acids.
CGUGAAUAUAACGUAAAAAUCAUCGCCUAGCUUUAUUUUUUCGUGUGUCCGCUCAUGUCGUCAGCUAUAAAUGACUACAAUUCUCAAUUAGUUACUGUGAAAACUACAGAAGAUGUGAAAGUGGGAUUGAAAGCAUUGGUUACUGGGGCUAGUGUAAUACUAGAAAUGACGACAGGGGGCUUGUUUAUGGAAAAUGUUAAGAUGGAGAAGCAGAGAACUUCUGAACCCUAUCCAUUCAUAUGUAGAAAUAUUUUAUCGCAGGGGAUCAGAGGAUUUGAGGCCGGCUUGUGGCCUUGGGGCUUCAUCUUAGGACUUGUAAAGGGAUCUGUUUUGGGUGGCUCUAAGGCUUAUUUUGAUACUGUGUAUCGAGACUUUGUUACUGAUAAGAAAAAGGCUGCUUUGGCCGCUGGAUUUUCUGCUGGUGCCAUUCAAGGUCUGUUUAUGUCUCCCAUCUUGUUAGCACGGACGCGCGUUAACCAAAGCAUAAGCGAGAGGGCUAUUAGUGGCGUUCGCGCCAUGUCCGUGUGGGAGGAAAUGAAGUUUUCUCAAUCGAUAUUAUAUGAAGGAGUAAAGCGUGAUGGCAUCAAAAUGUUAGCCACGGGAAUGCCCACGUGCGUGUUCAAGCGUUCUAUGGACUGGGGGACUCGCUUUUUUUUCAUAGACUGGAUCCGUAAAAGCGUUAAAGACUAUUCAGGAAACGACCAAAUGAGCAACGCACAACAGUUGCUGACGUCUUUCGCCGGCGGGGCGGCCUCCGUCACGGUCACCAUGCCAAUCGAUAGGCUCAUGCCUGUGAUCCAGGCGGCCACCAAGGGCAGCAUCCCCGUUACACGUGUUUUAAUGGACAAGUUUAGGAAGGAGGGGGUAUCAACAUUUCAACGGGGGUGGACCAUGAGGACGCUGCACACGGGAUAUCACACCAUGUUCGCCACUUUUGUGUCCGAUAAGAUUUAUAAGAUAAUAAACGAAUCAUAGUGCCAUACACCCCUGGAAAGGGUCCCUCAUUUG